GGAAGACGUGGCUGUAGCCGCCGCCGCCGCCGCUCGGCCCCGCCGCCACCAUGAUCUCCCUCUCGGACACCCAGAAGAUUGGAAUGGGACUAACAGGCUUUGGAGUGUUUUUCCUUUUCUUUGGAAUGAUACUUUUCUUUGACAAAGCUCUUUUGGCCAUUGGAAAUGUUUUAUUUGUGGCUGGCUUGUCUUUUGUUAUUGGUUUAGAAAGGACAUUUAGAUUCUUCUUUCAAAAACACAAAAUGAAAGCUACAGGCUUUUUCCUGGGUGGUGUCCUCAUAGUUCUCAUUGGUUGGCCUUUAGUAGGAAUGAUCCUUGAAAUUUAUGGGUUCUUCCUAUUAUUCAGGGGGUUCUUUCCUGUGGUGGUUGGCUUUAUUAGAAGAGUUCCAGUUCUUGGAUAUCUCUUGAAUUUACCUGGUAUAAGCUCGCUUGUAGAUAAAGUUGGAGAAAGCAACAACAUGGUAUAAUGACAAAAGGGCAGAAGACUGAUUCUAAACUUACUGUAUUAUUUAUGAAAUCCUUUUGAAGAAUACUCAGCACAAAGAUUAUGUUGUGUUCAAAGGAAAAGCUUGUUACAUUCUUUACAUAACAGUUUAAUUUAAAAUGUAUAGUCAACAUUAUACAUUAGAAAGGAAGCUCAGCAAGUAUGCUUCUAGGAAAGUAACUCCAGAGUUCAGGAAGUAAACUGAAGAGGUGAAAGUCGUGGAAUAACCCAGGUUACAACUGUUAAAGACUAUUUCUGUUGGUUUUGGAAAACAUUCUAGAGGCAGUGAACCCUUGUGGAACUAACAGUGCCUGUACUUUACCUCCUUAUUUUGAAGGUGCAGUAGAGCAAACAGGCCUACAUUUUUAAGGGUGACCCAAACUUAUCCAACCCUCUGCUUGCUAUCCUCAGAAUGCAAAAAAACAGAGAGAAAACUUCUUGUGUAACAAGAUAAUGCGUUUUUGCAUGAAGGUUAAGAUGACUAUUCAUCUUUAAGUGUAUUAUGACAAAAAAAAAAGGAAACCCUACACGGUUCUGUUUGUAAGCAUUUUUGUAAAUAUGUGGCUGAAAUAAAACAUUGUUAUCUUAAUGUUUCAAAGCCAGAUAUAAGUUGAUUGUAUUUGCCUUCCAUUUUGGAAUAUGCAAAAGGUCAAUCUUUAGUAACUUCAGUCUUAAAUGUUGGUUCUGAACAUGUACGGCUCAACAGGGAACUCUGGAAACUGACUUGCACUCCUUCCAGUUUGUUCUCCUUGAGUCAUGUGUGUUACAUGUGCAUCCUGAUAAGAAUGUAGCCCCUUGUCACUAACAUGAAAUCUUUGAAAUAUGCUUAGUUCACAGAAAAAUGCAUUUGGUUAAGGUGCUGAUGUGAACCCUGUGAAUUGUAUCUUCUCGAAAUUUGAACCUUUGUUUUUAAAUAGUUUGAAGCUGAAGUUUCUUUGUUUACUCUGGAACUACAAAUUUAUUUUUUACAGUAAUAAAAUUAAGACUUAAAGUUCUGUGUAUGUGAGUCUUUGGGGAGAAAGUUGAGCUAAUGGGGCUAACUAAAGAUCAAGUGCCAAUCUCCAUAUGUUUUGUAACUUGUUACUUGGGUUAUCUUCAAAUAAUGUAAAACUUCUAUCAGUCACAACUACAACUUUGCUAGAAGAUCUUGGCUAACCUGGAAUAAAUGUCCCCUACUGAUGCAAGGGUCACUUUUCUGCUUCUAUUGGAAUGUUAAACAUUGUGCACUUUCAAUAGAUUUAGUUACAUAGUGUCCUCACCUAAGAAAAUAUGACCAUUAAGUUAAUUGUAUAUGUGCAGACUUUGGGGGUUUCUGUUGUUUUUAACUUUCUCUUCACUUAAAUGUAAACCUAAAAAAUUUACCAAAAUGGAAUAUUAGUAAUUCAAGUAUUUAUGUAGUCUUAAAGAUCUAAUGACUGUUUUGUUCUUUAUUGUGCAGUUAAAAUUGGUAUUUUCCAAAAUAACUUCUAAGUUAGGAAGAGUCCUUGUAUACCAACUCUUUUGGAAGUUGCUAUGAAGUUUGUUUAUAUUGGACAUUUUCAUUACAACUGUAUAGUAGCCACAAUCUACUAUUCCAGAUUUAUAAUUUCCUUCCUUCUCAAACAUGAACAAAAAGAUUCUGUGAAAGAAAAAAAAAAAAGCCAUUAUAUUUACAAUAAAUAGCAUCUGAAAAAUCAGUGGUUUUAUUUUGCAGUUUACAAAAAUUGGCUAUAUUUGUCUGAUGGCAUGUGUAUUAUAGUUUACAGAUGGGACUAAAUAUGACUUGUGGCUUCUACCUCAAGAAAUGAACCCAUUUUAACUGCUUCUGUAGAUCUGCUGUUUGUUAAAAUGACUUGAGAAUAACACUACAGCAGUUUAGCAAACUCUCCUUGUUUGCUUUGGUAGAGCACUAGUCUACUGUGGGAAUCAAGUACUGUUGAAAGCAAACUGUUCAUCAUUUACAUUAGAAGUGACUUACCUUAAGAUUUUUGUUCUUGUCUUGAAAAAUAAUAUGAUGGGAAAGGUGGGUUGUACCAUGUGACUAUGGAGCUCUAACUGAAAGCAAAUUGCUUUGUAAGCCUAAGUGCUCCAUCAAUAAGAAAUCUGAUUAUAUUUUUCAGAGGUGACAAAUGUGUUGCUGUAUAUGAUCUUUUAGCCUUCUGAAAUGCCAGAAUAUAGGCAGUUCAUCUCACUUCUGUUUAAUUGUUUUAAAUCAAAAGUCAUUUUUUGUCAAAUGUGAACUGUUUUGAAAAGCGCCUGAGGGAACAAAAUUGUAUAUUGAAUUUAGCAUAGUCUUUAUCUCUCAAGGUAACAUUAUCUUUGAGACAGUUUUGCCGAGAUAAAUGUUGAUCACAGCAAAAGUCAAAACAACUUAGCCUUAAAGUGUUUCUGUUGUAAAAAUAUCUUUAACAGAAACAUGCUUAGAAAAUAUCCCCUUUUAAAUGUAGUUUGUAAUUGCUGCUUUGAAAAGCUGAAGGAUGGAUCUUAUUCUGAGCAAAUGAAUAUUGUAAAUAUCCUUGUCAUACCUUGAAUAAAUGGGUACCUUUUUUCUAUAA
Messenger RNA from Apus apus (common swift), 3018 nucleotides. RefSeq names its product golgi transport 1B (gene GOLT1B). Gene Ontology annotation, cellular component: membrane; endoplasmic reticulum. The transcript is spliced from 5 exons. The record is from RefSeq and is a predicted model, not a curated record. NCBI's taxonomy places the organism in Eukaryota, Metazoa, Chordata, Aves, Apodiformes, Apodidae. Gene Ontology annotation, biological process: retrograde transport, endosome to Golgi; endoplasmic reticulum to Golgi vesicle-mediated transport. The coding region runs from base 51 to 467 and encodes 138 amino acids.